GCGUCGCUGAGCGGGCGAGGGAUGGCACCGGAAAAGUUGUGUGUGCUGGAGAAGGGGCCCUCGGGCUAUGGCUUCCACCUGCACAGUGAGAAGAACCGACCCGGGCAGUACGUUAAGCUGGUGGAGCCCGGCUCGCCCGCGGACAAAGCCGGACUCAAGGCGGGUGACAGGCUGAUCCGGGUGUGCGGGGAGGACGUGAGGGAGCUGGGGCACCAGCAGGUGGUCGGCAAGAUCCGGGCGGCCACGGAGCAGCUCACCCUGGAGGUGCAGGGACCCGAGGAACAAGCAGAAGACACUUCCCAGAUCGAUAAACAGCCGGCGGCGUCCAACAAUGAGCAGCUCUCGCAAGUUGAUGCGCCAGAUCGAAAAUUUAAAGACGCGCUGCAGGAGAAAGUCUGCAGGCUACCGCUUCCCUCUGCUACGCGCCGCUUUGCAUGCAACACAAGAAAUUUAGUGGUUGUCACUGGGACAGGAAUGCACCAGCAGCAAUUAAAGGUCCUCCCAAUCGAGAAGAAGGAAUUUCGCCCAAGGCUUUGCAUCAUGAAGAAAGGACCAAAUGGCUAUGGAUUUAACCUACACAGUGACAAAAGUCAACCAGGGCAGUACAUCCGGGCUGUAGAUCCUGAUUCACCCGCUGAGCUGGCUGGACUUUUGCCAAAGGAUCGCAUCAUUGAGGUGAAUGGUGAGAGCAUGCUGGGCAAACAGCAUGGAGAGGUGGUGCUUGCCAUCAAGGCCGCGGGUGAAGAAGCAACUAUGUUGGUGGUGGAUCCCGAGACAGAGCUUUACUUCCAAGAGUGUCAUGUGACCCCAGGACGGGAACACCUGUCAGGUCCUUUACCAGAUAAAGUGGUUAAUGGGGGCCUCGAAAAGGAGAACAAGCCAGAGCAUUUGGAGAAUGAUAGUCCCCGAGAUUCGUUGAUAUCCAAUCCAGAACCAGAGCCACUAGAAAACCCACCUCAAUUGGAGGCACAGAAGGUUUCGGAUUCUGCCCCAGUACCUGCCUCAGACCCCAUCCCAAGCAUUGAAACACUUGACCUUAAUGUGUCCCUGGCAGCAGCCAAGGAGCGAGCCCACCAGAAGCGAUCGCAGAAAAAGGCACCCACCAUGGACUGGAACAAAAGGAAAGAAGUAUUUGGCAGCCUGUGAGAAGACCAAGGGACUGAUGCGGACCCCAUGUCUGUACCUCGAAAUCUUCCUGUGAUAUUAAUCAACAGCCACGCCCAGCAAUCCCAUAUUUCCUGUUUUGUGUCACCAGCGAUCUACCAGAACUGUGGGGUGAUUGCCAGCCAGUUGAUGCAGUUUAUUUAUUCUUGUUUAGCCUGUGAAUCCGUCCACUGCUAUCCAGAAAUUGAGAUGGCGUUGGUGCCUAUGUGGGAUCGUACAGCAAUAAUGCUCCGAGCCAGUCUUACAAGGAGC
This is a messenger RNA of Nanorana parkeri, 1416 nucleotides long. It is a transcript of the gene NHERF1, whose product is annotated as SLC9A3 regulator 1. Gene Ontology annotation, molecular function: protein-membrane adaptor activity; signaling receptor binding. Bases 22 to 1146 code for a protein of 374 amino acids. Gene Ontology annotation, cellular component: apical plasma membrane. Gene Ontology annotation, biological process: protein localization to plasma membrane. The transcript is spliced from 9 exons. NCBI's taxonomy places the organism in Eukaryota, Metazoa, Chordata, Amphibia, Anura, Dicroglossidae. The record is from RefSeq and is a predicted model, not a curated record.